Messenger RNA from Hibiscus syriacus, 1446 nucleotides. RefSeq lists its product as uncharacterized. NCBI's taxonomy places the organism in Eukaryota, Viridiplantae, Streptophyta, Magnoliopsida, Malvales, Malvaceae. Bases 1 to 1446 code for a protein of 481 amino acids. The transcript is spliced from 2 exons. The record is from RefSeq and is a predicted model, not a curated record.
AUGGAGGAUAUAACUUCAGCAAUUGGGUUGGCUGACAAGUUUGUUGAAUCAUCUGUAGAAGUACGAGACUGUGUUUCACAAGGCAAACCUGAUUCUUCCCUGGCAAAUCAGCUGGAUGAAGAAGUCGAGAUAGAUGCUUCGUACAUGCUAGUUGCCAAAGACAACUAUGAGCUUGACAGAAACAAUGAGGCUAUUGUUAAAGAAGUGCUUUUCGAGGAGAAAGCUGGUGUGCUUCAGAGCCAAAAAUGGUCUGAUGCAUUGUCUCCUCUUGAUGCUGAUACAACCGAGAGUGAGAAGGACCAUAAAACCUGUCGUCAAGAACAGCAGCCUGUUUAUGUUGCUGAUGAUUUUGAUAUGACAGGUUUCUCGGGAAGCAAGAUAAAUGAUGUGCCUGAUAUGCAAUCAAUGGUUCCUGAUGCUGAUAUUGAGGCUGGGAAGUUGAAGAAUGUAGUUUGCAAGGAUGAUUCGUGUGUUUCCGAAGGGGCAGGAGGUGAUAAUCUCACGAAAAACACAUUAUGUCAUGCUAAUCCGCCACCCAACUUGCAUGAGGUUGAAAAUUAUGAUGAUAUUGGAAACAAGAAAACUGAAAAACAUGAUACCAAUGUAGUUGAAAGUGGUGAUGGACUGGAGGAUUCGAUCAAGGCAAACUCGAACUCUGAAUCCAUUAGCGCCUAUAAUCGAUCAACAGAUGUCAUAGAGGAAGCGAAUGAGAUUGAAGGCCCACACUUGGAUAGAGUUUCAAACAGGGAAGAUGAAAUAAAGGAACCUGAACUAGGUAGGGAUAACAAGGUACAAGGAGAGGGUGCUGGCAAAGAUCUUAUGUCUUCUGCAGUAAACAACAGAGAAAAUGAGUUCAAGAGAACUUCAAUAGAUCAAUCGAAGUUAGAGUUGAUGCAUUCAACUCAAUUCUUCGAGCAUUUCGGUCAAAGUUCUGUUGCUGUUGUUGAUGGCCAUGCCCGAGAGUCUGGACCGGCUGCAUCCAGGACUAGUACUGUAACUUUGCAAGGAGAGUCUGAUAAUGGCUCUGUUAAACCUCAACUCGAUACGACCAUAGGUGAUGUUUCGGUUGGAUCCAGUAGCCAUACUGAUAGUUUGGAAGCUCAUUGGGGAUCCAUUUCAGUUAUUUCAACCCAAUCUGAUGCAUUUUCUGAAGCAGAGAAAGCCAAGAAGUCGAGAACUACAUCCGAGCAAUGUUUUGACAAGUCCUACGAAUUCGACCUACCAUCUUUCAUAACACUGGUUGAGUCUGGAGGUCAUGACCAAAAAUCCAUCAUGUCUGAAAUCCGAUCAGUACAGACUACUCGAAGCCCUCGAGCAAUGCCUUUGCAAGCCAGUUGUUUUCCUUCUGAUACUCGUGUGGCAAACGAGUCUCCAGGAAGAAAGAACCAAGAGAUCAUAAAAAAAGUAACCAACUGGAAUGCAAAUCAGCACACACCUCAACACUGA